This is a messenger RNA of Dinoponera quadriceps, 2163 nucleotides long. RefSeq names its product hexokinase-1-like. The coding region runs from base 199 to 1614 and encodes 471 amino acids. The transcript has 10 exons. Gene Ontology annotation, molecular function: fructokinase activity; ATP binding; D-glucose binding. Gene Ontology annotation, biological process: intracellular glucose homeostasis; glycolytic process; glucose 6-phosphate metabolic process. Gene Ontology annotation, cellular component: cytosol; mitochondrion. The record is from RefSeq and is a predicted model, not a curated record. Lineage: Eukaryota; Metazoa; Arthropoda; Insecta; Hymenoptera; Formicidae.
UCGCUGCCUGGCGGUCGCGAGUACACUUCGAGUUCUUCCGCCCACAUGUGUGUAUGUGCGCCUGCUUCGCCGCGAGGAGACAGUCAGAUCACGGAGAACAAGAGGCAGCAUCUCACGAUCCUGCAAUCAGGAGACUGAGCCGGCAGAGAUCCACAGAAGCGGAAGCGCGUAAAAUCAGAUCUCCAAAAUCUUUCCGACAUGGUCGUGCCUACAGACCAUGAACUGCAUGAAGCAAUUCAAGUUGCGCCAUUGAUACUUUCCGACGAUGUCAGACGACAAAAAAUCGAUAAUCACAUGGAAAAGAUGCGGUUUUCCGCGGCGACGGUCAGGAGGAUACAAGACGUUUUCAUUUCGCAAAUGAACAAGGGAAUUCACCAGCAACCGUCCUCGUUGCAAAUGGAAAACACUUACGUGCCGGAACUGCUCGAUGGAACAGAGGAAGGUCUCUAUCUGGCACUCGAUCUCGGUGGCACCAACUUCCGGGUACUCCUGCUGGAGUUGGCUCACGGUGCACCUAUUCGACAGGAAGUAAAGCGAUAUUCCAUCGGGGCCGAGUUAAAGGUCGGUUCGGCCAUUCCUCUGUUUGACUAUCUGGCCGAGUGUGUCAGUGAUUUCGUCACCGCUCAGGGGCUUCAGGACAUAGAGCUUCCACUCGGUUUCACAUUCUCGUUCCCGAUAAUCCAACAUUCCCUGGACGUUGGUGUUUUGGUGACAUGGACCAAGACUUUUAAUUGUCCUGACGCUGUCAACAAAGACGUGGUGAGGCUCCUGAGAGAGGCUCUGGACCGGCGAGGCGACACGAAGGUGAAGGUCGUCGCGGUAUUGAACGACACCACGGGUACUCUGGUGCAGGGCUCGACGUUGGACCACGAAACGGCUAUCGGACUUAUACUUGGAACCGGCAGCAACGCCUGCUACUUGGAACAAGCCGAUCGGGUUAAGCACUGGGAACCCGAGAGACACGGCGAGAGAGAAGUCAUCAUCGAUAUCGAAUGGGGCGCCUUCGGAGAUAACGGUGUUUUGGAUUUCAUCAAGACGGAUUUCGAUCGCGAGAACGACGCCAAUUCCCUUAUCGUGAAUUCAUUCACAUUUGAAAAGUACAUUGCUGGCAAAUAUCUCGGUGAAGUGGUGCGUGUGAUACUUGUGAAGUUGACCAAAGAGGGGCUUUUGUUUGUAGAAGAAAAUGCAUUACACAGUCUGCUAACGCCUGGCAAUCUUACCACCGAUCUGGUGUCACACAUCGAGGAGGAUUCAGUAAACGGUAAUAACGGCAACACGAAGGAGGUUCUCGGUAAAUUUGGCAUUGUUCCGGAUGAAAACGACAUCAAAAUUGUUCAAUACGUGUGUGAGGUCGCUUCCAACCGCGCGGCUCUUCUGGUGUCGAUAUGUCUCGCGACUCUGCUGGAUCGUAUCGAUAAGGAACAAGUAACGAUCGCUGUGGACGGAUCUCUCUAUAAGCAUCAUCCUCGGUUAGAGGGCUGGAUAAAACGAUACAUCUCACUUCUCACUUCCCCUGGACGAAAGUUUAAAUUAAUUCACGCGGAAGAUGGAAGCGGCAAAGGCGCUGCGUUCGUGGCUGCUAUCGCGCAAAGGCUUAAGAAACGACUACAAUAACAACGAACACACUAGGAGAAUCUUAUUGUCGCAGUCCUUGUUAUCGAGGCACACCAUGCAAGUCCACGAUAGUCAUAGAAAUAUUCUGCAGCAUAUCCUAAUUCAUUAACGUUGUAGUUUGUCGUCAGUACCUCUGAAUAUUAAGUAUUGAUGUACGCGAUUACAUCCGCGUUAAGUUGCGAUUCAUUACAUAAGUUUCGACUAAAAUGAGUUUAAACGUUUUAAAAACUUACAUCAAAAUGCGUUUAUAUUGGCCCUGCGAUGACAUGGAAACGUCAAAAGAUACCGGUCGAACUGGCAUAGAAAACGCGUAUGCGUGUGCUAUUUUAGGAAAUUAAAUACACUUUCGUUAAAGGCGAGGAAGAGUUGCGAAAUGGAUUACUGAGGGAGCAAAAUACAAAGUAAAAUAUUUAUUGAAUGAACUUGUCAAUGGAUACAUGUGCAUUUGCGAAGUAAGAAGUUGUUGCGUGUUGUAAACGUUGGGGACGUUCUAUUUUGUACGAGAGAAAGUCAAUUGUUAUAAUAAAAGAUUAGUAAAACAAUGAGUUA